UAUCAAAGACAUCCUAAAAAGUGAGACUAUUUAUUAACCAAUUACCAUUUUAUACAAAUCUACUUUAUUAUACAUUAUACAAUAUUAUUAAUGCAUUCGCACUUCCAGUUGUCAUUGGGACGUAAAUAAAAGUCGGAAUAUAUGUGCCACACUCCAUUUAUUGCUUUCUUGGGCAGUUUGAGGUUAACCGUGAAGGGAAGGUUACGUUUUGCCAUGGAAGGGAAAGAAUUGGAUCUGUACAGACAAACACCGGUGAGAUAUUUAGGUGAGUCUACCUUUAAAAGUAAUUGCCAGCCCGCGACGGUGCAAAGACACUUAAAUUUGCUUGCAGGAUACUCGAAUGAAGUUGGUGAGGCAUUUAGAUCAAUAAUAGGGAGCAAAUGGGUCAAUUUUACGUACGCAGUAGCCACUGUUUACGUCCUGGCUGAUACCACAGACAAAAGUAUUAAAUCUUACAAGGUUAAUUUGAACGAGAAAAAUCAUUUAAGGAAAGUUAUUUACACCACGACAGAUACCCUCGUCUGGCAGAUGCUUGCUUCAGUAGCCUUACCUGGAUUUACUAUAAACAGAGUGUGUGCUUUGUCGAAUUUUAUACUUAAAACUACCGAUAAGCUGCCGAAGAAUACGAGAAGGUGGGUGGUUACGGGUAUAGGACUUGCUACCAUUCCUUUUAUCAUCAAACCUAUAGACGAGUUAGUCGACUAUGUGUUAGAUAAAAGUAUUAGAAAGCUGCAGCCUAAAUAGAAAUUAGUUCAGGUUUAGGUGCUCUGAUUUUGCAGAUAAGGUAGGCCUGUGAGAUUUAGAAAACGUAAAAUUUUUAUUUUGCUAAUAAGACUAUCGGAGUAUUAUAUAUUUGUAAUAAUGAAAAAAAGUGCGAUAAUAAAAUAACUUCUACUGCCAGUCGAUGACGUUAUGUAUUUUUAGCCGCAGUAGUCAGUAGUGAUAGAAUAGAUUCAAAGAAUUUAUUGUAAUAUUAGUAGCCUCGUUGAAAUAGCGUAAUUUUAUUGUUGUUAUACAUAUAAAUAGUUGAAUUUAUAAUAUUGUUACUUAUAUAAACUUUUAAUUUUUUCCUUCCUCAAUGACCUUUAUGAAAAUGUGUUCUUUCGAAUAGUUCUAGUUUGAUGGAGCGUUGUUUGUCAGUCUGGAUAUUAGAAAUAAUAUAUUUUAUAGUCAUAUUUGUUUUAUAAUUUUUUAUUAAUCAAUCUUUUUUUUAUAACUACAGAAUAAAGAACAAUGGGUCGAAAUUAAUUCAUCCUGGUAAUAGUUCAGAAAUGAACGAACAUAUUUUUUAUUUAUGUAAUACAAUU
Messenger RNA from Anoplophora glabripennis (Asian longhorned beetle), 1307 nucleotides. Its product is annotated as mitochondrial fission process protein 1. Gene Ontology annotation, cellular component: mitochondrion. Gene Ontology annotation, biological process: mitochondrial fission. Bases 142 to 744 code for a protein of 200 amino acids. Lineage: Eukaryota; Metazoa; Arthropoda; Insecta; Coleoptera; Cerambycidae. The transcript has 2 exons. The record is from RefSeq and is a predicted model, not a curated record.